CUUCGGCGACAAAGUGCAGUACAGCCUCCAUGAAGCGACAACCCUGUGAGAGCAGCGACCGUCAGUGAGGCGAAAUUGAUCGCGUUUAGAUAAAACAAGAAAUACAGCACGUUAAAUGUCCUGCUUUAACCCACCUCUAUGACUUCUCCAGAAGAUGAGAGUGUUUCCUGGAGGCUAAUAGGCCCUGUGUCGGAGCUGUCCAAGAAACAAUGCCGACUGAUCUAUUCGUCUGAGGGACGCGACGCGGAUGUUUGCCUGUUUCAGGUGAACGGGGAAUUCUUCGUGAUGGACGCUCGCUGCGCUCAUUCGGGAGGUCCGCUGUGUGAUGGAGAUAUCGAGGAGGCCGAUGGUGUUCUUCAGGUUUUCUGUCCUUGGCAUGACUAUGACUUCAAUCUCAAAACGGGGAAAUCAAGCACAGGUUUACAGCAACAAGUUUUUGAAGUGAAGUUGGAGGACGGCAAUGUAUACGUCAAGCACGCAAGUGAGCUCUCGUUACAACCUUUUGGCCAGGUCAAGGAAAACUGAAGUUGUUGGUUACCGCAAUGUUUUGUUCCCUCAAACUAAAACAUCUGCUUGGAUCUCGUAAUAUUUGAAAAAGAUGCAGAAUUUUAGUUGAAUAAACUUUCCUGUUCCCAGUGGAGCAGCUGUUAACAUUUGUGACAAUUUGUAUAUAUACACUACGAAUCAAAGAUAAAUUGUUCUUUAAUGUUGUAAGCAAAUUACUUCCAAUGAACAUUGUUUUCUGACAUUUUAAUUAUAUAUUUUAUGUUUUAUUUCAAUUGUGAAUUUCUUAAAAUGUAAGUUUGCAAAAUGUAUAUGCAAGAUUGAUUGAACUCAGGGAAAAUGGGGUUACAGAUUUAGUUAGCUGUACAUUUCAGCAGUUUAAUUAGUCGUAGUUUGAGAUUCAGAAUUGUUAGCGCUCCAGAGAUGUUAAUGCGUUUCUCUCUAGGGCCAUAACAAAUGUUUGAGGUUGUAACCUUCCAUAAUUAUACCUUCUGAGAUCCAGCCCUCUUGGGUGUCAGGUAGACUUUCUCCACUGGGAAGAAAAUGAAAAAACUUAUUUUCUAUUUAAGUUUAAUUUAAUAAAGCAAUGUCAACAGAACAUGUUUACAAGAGAUCUUUAUUUACAUUCUGGUAAAACUGACAGACAUUGUAAUCCACAAUUUACACAUAAAACUGGCUUUUGAGAUUGCAAGAUGGGAAUUUUCAUUCAGCAUAAGAAGUUACAAUAUGAAUUGCAUAGGUUUUCAGGAUGUGUUGUAUGUAACAUGUUUGUGAAGCAAGCAUGAAAAGCUAUUUCCAAGAGUGCAAAGGCAACUAUUCAACUCACUUUGUAGUGUAGUGGUAGAGUUAUCAAAGCACAUUUGCCAGAAGAUAUUCCUGGAAAAGUUGUAGUCUCCCUGAGACCAGCCAGACAGUUGAAGCAAGGACAAACACUUUUAAAAGCUAACUGGAGGCCAACAAAAUUUUAGCACCAUAUUCAUCCAAUAUCCAACUCCAUCUUUCCUCUGAAACAGAAAUGCACAGUAUAGCUAAAUAUGCUACAUGUAAAAGACCAAAGGUUACUUUAACUGGAUAUAUUACAAAAUUACAGAAGUUUAAAUUUAUUCAAGUUACAAAUGUACGACUCGACAUCACUUACAUGUGAGACUGUCUGGAAUAGAAAAAGAA
Molecule: messenger RNA, 1671 nt
Organism: Carassius carassius (crucian carp)
Lineage: Eukaryota; Metazoa; Chordata; Actinopteri; Cypriniformes; Cyprinidae
Exons: 3
Coding region: 139-525 (128 amino acids)
Molecular function (GO): 2 iron, 2 sulfur cluster binding; nitrite reductase [NAD(P)H] activity
Source: RefSeq, a predicted model, not a curated record